AUGGGGAAUAAAAUUUCGGAAAACAAGCAAAGACAAUUUAUUAUGUACAAAAAGAUAAAAAAUAAAAUUAAGAAAAAACAUAAUCUUGAUAUUAGGAAUAACAUAUAUAUUUGUCACUUAAAUGAAAAGGAGCUAAACAACUUCAAUAAGGAAAUAUUUGAAGCCUACGAUACAUGUGAAGAAAAUGAUGAGACGCGUAAAAAUAAGGUUAUGCCAGAUCAGAACAGACAUAGAGAUAAAGGCGUAACCGAUGCAGACAAGACGUUUGUUAAAAUAAAUUUCAGAAAUGGCAAAACACACACACAUAGCAAGUGCGCACGUGUGCGUAUAAAAAGGAUAGGGGAAAAAGGAACUGAGAAAAGUAAACAGAGAGAAAAAAAAACAGAGUCAUGUAGGUAUGAUGACCACAUUGAUAAUGAUGGGUCUAGUUACAGUAACAAUCUGGGUGAAAAUCGGGGUGAAAGUUGGAAUGAAAGUUGGAAUGAAAGCUGGAAUGAAAGUUGGAAUGAAAGUCAGAGUGAAAGUCGAAGUGAAAGUCGAAGUGAAAGUCGAAGUGACGACGAAAACGAGAAAAGGCAUUUUGAACUAGAAUAUGGCUGUUUCUACAACGCAGAGGAAAGAUUCCAUGCGUAUAACCAAAGGAGAAGGGACCCAAAUUUGAAAAAGAAGAAGAAAAAUAAAAAAAAAAAGGAACCAGGCGACAUUUCUAGAGUUCAUAAUAGUGAGGAAAAAUAUUCAAAAUUGAAAAAUAUAGACCAGAUGAAAGGUACCAUGUUACGAAGAAAAGAAAAUAGUUUAGAAAAAAGGAAAAAAAUAUUUCCAUGGGAAAAUGAAAAUACACGCAUUGUCAACGGUGCAGAGAGAACCAUAGUAGAGGAAGACAAAUCGGAAUUACAGAGUGAAUCUAAAAGUGAAGGAAAAAAUAUGAUACAUGACAGACUGAUAGAUCAUAGUGAGCAAACAACAGUAUCUUCGUUCAACUCUAUGAAGUUGAAAUUACCACCAGAUAUUACUUUUCUUCAAAAGAAAAAGAAGAAAGAAAGAAACUCUCUUCAAUUGAAUAUAAGCAAUUUGCAAAAAUUAAAAAAAGAAGAAGAUAAAACUUGUGAAAAAUACCAAAAUGGUGCUAUAUAUUUUUCAAAAUUAAUUAAACAAAAAAAAAUUUUACAAAAUAUUUUAUCAUUUAUGAAUUGUACCGAUUUAUUAGAAUUUCAAAAGACAUGUUCCAUUGUCUACAUUUUCGUUAGUGAUUUUUUGGACUAUAUAUGCUUAAAAAUAUUUUCAAAAUUUAAACGUGCGUACAUGGGUUACUUCACGCCUUUUAAUUUUUUCUACAAAUACGAAUACUUGUAUACAGAUAAUCCCUCUUUCCGACUUGAUUGUAUUCUCCUUGCGAAGAUGGAAAAGAGCUGCAUAGGUUACAACAACCGAUUUGGGUACAAGUACAAGUAUAUGCAUGACCAGAAGAAGAGCUACUAUUAUGUAUAUUACAACUUCAAUGUACUUAGAAAUAAUGUGUCGAGAAGGAUAGAAAUACAUAAAGAUAUUUCAUAUAAUAAUGGAGAUGACAUUAAUGUUUCCCAUAUUUUAUGUAAUGACGUGUGUGCAAAUGAUUACAUAUGCAUACCGAUAAAUAUAUAUAAUUUUAUUGGCAAUGUUGAUUUCACUUCAAUCAGUUUUAUGGAAAAUAAAAUGAGCAAAUAUAUCACCUACAGUAACAGCUUCGAUGAUCAGUUGUGGUACAACAAGGAAGAAUACAAAAUGUUAAUUAAAGAAAAUAAUUUGGUUUCUUCAGAGUGUUUUCUCCCAUAUUUAAAGCAUGUGAAAACCAUUUAUUCUGGAAUUGAUGUUACCGUUAUGAAAUCCACCUAUAAGGCUAUUCGCCCAGGAAAACUAGGCCGACGAAGUUAUAUCCUAUGGGGAAAUUAUUUCAUAAUUGAAAAUAAAUUGGAUCCAGUAUUUACCUUUUUAAAAAGAGAAGGGUUACAACAUGACUAUAUUUAUCACGAUUUUUAUUUAAGGGUUGGAGAUUCCAUCGUUUUUUACCUCAUUCAGGGAGGAAAUAAUGACAUUUGA
This is a messenger RNA of Plasmodium gonderi, 2076 nucleotides long. RefSeq lists its product as hypothetical. The record is from RefSeq and is a predicted model, not a curated record. The coding region runs from base 1 to 2076 and encodes 691 amino acids. NCBI's taxonomy places the organism in Eukaryota, Apicomplexa, Aconoidasida, Haemosporida, Plasmodiidae. The transcript is spliced from 3 exons.